UUCUGGCAGGAACAGAUGGACAUGGCCUGGAAGAUCACACAGCUGCUGCUUCUGGCUUCGGCGACUGCUGUGUGGGGUGCUCCGCCCAGGACUAGACAGGGCAGGACGGAUCUGCUCAAUGUCUGCAUGGACGCCAAGUACCACAAGACAAAGCCAAGCCCCGAGGACAAGCUUCAUGGCCAGUGCAGUCCCUGGAAGAAGAACGCCUGCUGCUCUGUCAACACCAGCCAGGAAGCCCAUAAGGAUGUCUCCUACCUGUACAGAUUCAACUGGGACCACUGCGGCCCGAUGAAACCCGCCUGCAAGCGCCACUUCAUCCAGGACACCUGCCUGUAUGAGUGCUCCCCCAACCUGGGGCCCUGGAUCCAGGAGGUGAACCAGAGCUGGCGCAGAGAGCGGAUCCUGGACGUGCCCCUGUGCAAAGAGGACUGUGAGAGCUGGUGGGAAGACUGCCGCACCUCCUACACCUGCAAGGGUAACUGGCACAAGGGCUGGAACUGGACCGCAGGGUCUAAUGAGUGCCCGGUGAAGGCUGCCUGCCACCGCUUUGAUUUCUACUUCCCCACGCCUGCUGCUCUGUGCAAUGAAAUCUGGAGUCACUCCUACAAAGUCAGCAACUACAGCCGAGGCAGUGGCCGCUGCAUCCAGAUGUGGUUUGACCCGGCACAGGGCAACCCCAACGAGGAGGUGGCCAGGUUCUAUGCUGAGGCCAUGAAUGGAGCUGGGCUCCAUGAGUCCUAACUUCUCCUGCUUGGCCUGGCCUUAAUGCUGCUCCUGCUGCUCAGCUGAGCUCCUUUUACCUUCUGAUACCUGGUCAUCCCCAUGCAGUUAAGCCCCAUGGCUCAGCCCCCAUGGUCGGAGCUCUGUCCAACAGUUUGAAUAAACUAGUUACCCCGCA
This is a messenger RNA of Myotis brandtii (Brandt's bat), 898 nucleotides long. RefSeq names its product folate receptor alpha-like. The coding region runs from base 16 to 741 and encodes 241 amino acids. Gene Ontology annotation, molecular function: signaling receptor activity. Gene Ontology annotation, cellular component: external side of plasma membrane. The record is from RefSeq and is a predicted model, not a curated record. Gene Ontology annotation, biological process: fusion of sperm to egg plasma membrane involved in single fertilization; sperm-egg recognition; cell adhesion. The transcript has 4 exons. Lineage: Eukaryota; Metazoa; Chordata; Mammalia; Chiroptera; Vespertilionidae.